GUACAUUCAUAUUUUUUUUUUAUUUUUUUUUUUAUGUUAAUCAUGUGGAUUUUAUAGAAAAAAUGAUUUCUUUUUGCUACAUUUUUUUUUUAAUUGUAAAUCAUGUAGAUUUUAUAGAAAAAAAUGAUUUCUUUUUGCUGCAUUUUUGUUUUUUUGAUGUAAAUCAUGUGGAUUUUAUAGAAAAAAUGAUUUCUUUUUGCUGCAUUUUUGUUUUUUUUUGAUGUAAAUCAUGUGGAUUUUAUAGAAAAAAAUAAUUUCUUUUUGCUGCAUUUUUGGGUUUUGUGUUUUGAAAAUGCCAGGCUGGUUUUUACUUGUUUGAUAUUUGUCUAUCAUAAUGUGCUUUUGUUUGCUUUUUCUUUAUGUGGGUAAGAGAAGUUUUUGUAUAAAGUUUGCCCAUGUCAUUAGUAAAGAUCCAAUUUUUUGUUGCUCUAGUAUUUUUUUGUUUUGUUUUGGAUUGCUUUUUCUCGAGGUAAGGUUUGCGUACAUUUUCUCUACUUCACUUUGGUUCAAGAAAGAGCAAAAACCCCAAAUCCCCUUUCACCUUUUUUGCUCUUAAGCCUUCAUUCUUGAUAAACUUAUCAGUCAAAAUCCUAGUCUUUUCUCUUCAGCUUCAAUGAACCUUUAAGCUACAUUUACUUUUCCUUUAUGGGGUUUUGUUUUUUUGAUAUAAAUUAUAUGUUUUCUUUGGAAAAAGCCUCUUUACCUCCCCGAAGUAGUGGUAAGGUCUGCGUAUACUCUAGCCUCCCAGACCUCACUUGUGGAAUUUCACUCGUUAUGUUGUUGUUGUUGUUGAUGUAAAUCAUGUGGGUUUUAUAGAAAAAAAUGAUUUCUUUUUGAUGCAUUUUUGGGUUUGUGUUUUGAAUUCUUGGUUAGUUUUUGCUUGUUGAUGUUUUGUUAGAGCAUAAUGUGGUUAGAUUUUUGGCUUUCAAAAGACUGGUUUUGUAUUUCUUUUGUUUUUAUUUGCUUUUCUCUUCUUUGUUCCUGGAUUUGCUACAUUUGAGCCGAGACUCUUUCAGAAAUAGCCUCUCUACUUCGCCGAGGUAGUGGUAAGGUUUGAAGCAUUCAGAUCUGACUCUAUGAAUGGUUUGGCGUUAUUCUGAUUAUCCUUCAAGAGCAGCAACAUAAUUCGGCGUUGUAUCUGCUGAGGUCUUUCUCCUGUUGAUCGUUGGUUCACAUUCUGGUGAAGAAUUAGAGGGUUUUGUGUUAAGUGUUGUUGUGCCGACCUCGAAAAUGCAGAGACCUCCACAAGAAGAUUUCUUACUCAAAGAGACCAAACCCCACCUCGGUGGAGGGAAGAUCAUUGGUGAUAAGCUCACUAGCACAUAUGACCUUGUUGAGCAAAUGCAGUAUCUUUAUGUUCGAGUGGUGAAAGCUAAGGAUUUACCUGGGAAGGAUGUUACGGGUAGUCUUGAUCCUUACGUCGAGGUUAAGCUCGGGAACUAUAAGGGUACGACUCGUCAUUUUGAGAAGAAGUCAAAUCCUGAGUGGAAUCAGGUGUUUGCUUUCUCCAAGGAUAGGAUUCAGGCUUCUGUACUGGAAGUGAUUGUGAAAGAUAAGGAUGUUGUUAAGGAUGAUUUUGUGGGUCGUGUUCUGUUUGAUUUGAAUGAGAUCCCGAAAAGGGUUCCCCCCGAUAGUCCUCUCGCUCCACAGUGGUAUAGAUUGGAGGAGAGGAAUGGCAAUAAGGUCAAAGGAGAGUUGAUGUUGGCUGUUUGGAUGGGAAAUCAAGCCGAUGAAGCCUUUCCUGAAGCAUGGCAUUCAGAUGCUGCAGCUGUUAGUGGGGCUGAUGGCCUUGCAAAUAUAAGGUCUAAGGUGUACCUUUCACCAAAAUUGUGGUACCUACGAGUUAACGUGAUCGAGGCGCAAGACUUGGUUCCAAGUGACAAAAGCAGGUUUCCAGAAGUUUUUGUCAAGGCCAUCCUUGGAAAUCAAGCAUUGAGAACCAGAGUUUCCAUGAACAAGACCAUCAAUCCCAUGUGGAACGAGGACCUGAUGUUUGUAGCGGCAGAACCGUUUGAGGAGCCACUAAUUUUGAGUGUGGAAGAUAGAGUUGCACCGAACAAGGAUGAAGUUCUUGGGAGGUGUGCUAUUCCUUUGCAGUAUGUGGAUAGGAGGUUGGACCAUAGACCUGUGAAUACUAGGUGGUUUAAUCUUGAAAAGCACGUUAUUGUCGAGGGAGAAAAGAAGGAAAUCAAGUUUGCUAGCCGAAUUCACAUGAGAGUAUGUCUUGAAGGAGGCUACCAUGUUCUGGAUGAGUCAACCCAUUAUAGUAGUGAUCUUAGGCCAACUGCAAAACAGCUGUGGAAAUCUAGCAUCGGUGUUCUUGAAGUAGGUAUUCUGAGCGCUCAGGGCCUGUCACCAAUGAAAACAAAGGAUGGGCGGGCAACGACAGAUGCCUAUUGUGUAGCAAAGUAUGGGCAGAAGUGGGUGCGGACAAGGACAAUUAUAGAUAGCUUUGCUCCCAGGUGGAACGAGCAAUACACCUGGGAAGUUUUUGAUCCUUGCACUGUUAUAACUAUUGGUGUAUUUGAUAAUUGCCAUCUGCAAGGAGGAGAUAAAUCUGGAGGGGCGAGGGACUCAAGGAUUGGAAAGGUCAGGAUCCGUCUUUCGACUCUUGAAACUGAUCGUGUCUACACGCAUUCAUACCCACUGCUGGUCUUGCAUCCUACCGGAGUGAAGAAGAUGGGUGAAAUUCACUUGGCUGUGAGAUUUACUUGCUCGUCGUUGGUGAAUAUGAUGCAUAUGUACUCUCAGCCUUUGUUACCCAAAAUGCACUAUCUUCACCCGUUAACUGUUAGUCAGCUGGACAAUUUGAGGCACCAAGCCACUCAAAUCGUCUCCUUGAGGCUGAGUCGUGCUGAGCCGCCUUUGAGGAAAGAGAUUGUAGAGUAUAUGUUAGAUGUUACGUCUCAUAUGUGGAGCAUGAGGAGAAGCAAGGCCAACUUUUUCAGGAUUAUGGGCGUUUUAGGUGUGGUAAUUUCUGUCGGAAAAUGGUUUGAUCAAAUAUGCAAUUGGAAAAACCCCAUCACAACCGUUCUCAUCCAUAUCCUGUUCUUGAUACUGGUGUUAUAUCCCGAGCUUAUUCUCCCUACCAUUUUCCUCUAUCUCUUCCUAAUCGGUAUUUGGCACUACAGAUGGAGGCCAAGGCAUCCUCCUCACAUGGAUACUCGCCUUUCUUGUGCUGAUACUGCUCAUCCCGAUGAGUUGGAUGAGGAAUUUGAUACUUUCCCUACUUCACGUUCUCCUGAUAUUAUUCGUAUGAGGUAUGACCGCUUAAGAAGUAUUGCAGGGAGGAUUCAGACUGUCGUUGGCGACUUGGCUACUCAAGGCGAGAGGCUCCAGUCUUUGCUGAGCUGGAGGGACCCUAGAGCGACAUCAUUGUUUGUCAUUUUCUGCUUGGUUGCUGCCGUUGUGCUCUAUGUCACUCCAUUCCAAGCUGUGAUGCUCGUGACCGGAUUUUAUGUAUUACGACACCCAAGGUUCCGCUACAAGCUUCCAUCUGUGCCGCUUAACUUCUUCCGAAGGUUACCUGCUAGAACAGACUGCAUGCUAUAAGCCAUGCCUUCAUACAGCUAUCGUCUCUAUGUCACCUCAUGUUCUUCCCAUUAAAUCGUCGAAAAUGAUGUAGAAAUUUAUGGAGCUGUUCUUUUCGAUAUUAGGUCCUAGUAGUAUUUUGCACAAGAUCAUGGUGAAACUGUUAGAUCUAGUGAGUUGGUGAUGCAAAAACUAUAUAAUGUAAUCAUGUCGAAUCUAAGUUAUUUAUUUUGAACAAGCUCCAUGCUCAAUUCAAAGUA
Capsicum annuum is the source of this 3791-nucleotide messenger RNA. Its product is annotated as FT-interacting protein 3. NCBI's taxonomy places the organism in Eukaryota, Viridiplantae, Streptophyta, Magnoliopsida, Solanales, Solanaceae. The transcript is spliced from 3 exons. The record is from RefSeq and is a predicted model, not a curated record. The coding region runs from base 1231 to 3552 and encodes 773 amino acids.